Gracilinanus agilis (Agile Gracile Mouse Opossum) is the source of this 2712-nucleotide messenger RNA. Its product is annotated as complement factor H-like. Bases 1 to 2517 code for a protein of 838 amino acids. The record is from RefSeq and is a predicted model, not a curated record. NCBI's taxonomy places the organism in Eukaryota, Metazoa, Chordata, Mammalia, Didelphimorphia, Didelphidae. The transcript has 15 exons.
AUGCAUCAGUCCUAUUGCAACACUGAUGUAGUAAGAAGACAGAAGACAGGGACAACAGGCAACAAUAGAAGAGGAGUAUCUGAAGUUCUGGUCCAAAAAAUGAGAUUUCCAGUAGAGAUUGUUUUACUUCUAUUAUUGAAUACAUGUGAUGCACAAGAAACAUGUAAACUGAGAACUCAUUUUAAUAAUGGAUUUUUUUUUGAUUCAAAAACACUUUACCCUGUCAAUACAAAUGCAAAUUAUCGAUGUAAAGAAGGAUAUGCAACAACAAAUGGAAAAAAAGAAGGAUUCAUCACCUGUGGACAAAAUGGAUGGUUGGAUCAACCAACAUGUAUUAAAAUUUGUAAUAUUCCACAUUUGGUAAAUGUCAAACAAAAAGGGAAUAAGACAUUUCUUAAGCCUAAGGAAAGAUUAGAAUAUGAAUGCAUGGAUGGAUAUGAAAUUGGAAAUGGGCAAACAACAGGUUUCAAAAUAUGUCAUGAUGAUGAGUGGCCUACAGUGGUUGAAUGUUAUGAAAAAGCAUGUAGUCUCCCUAUUCUACAUGAAAUGGAACCUGAUCUCAAGAAAGAGAAAUAUAAAGUUGGAGAUGUAUUGACUUUCCGCUGUUUCCCUGGUUUUAAAAUCGCUGGACCAUUAUCUGUGCAGUGUUAUGAUUUUGGAUGGUCCCCGAGGCUUCCUACAUGUAAACAGGAAGUAAAGUGUUGUGAGCAACCACCAGAAAUUUUGAAUGGCAUAACUAAGGACUCAAAGAAGAAAGUAUAUUGUCAUGAUGAUGUAGUAGAGUAUGAUUGUGACCUUGGAUUUGUAAGGAGAGGACCCAGGAAGAUACAAUGCAAUGAUGGAGAAUGGACAACCUUACCCACUUGCAUUGAGGAAAAAAGAAGAUGUGCAGAAGUGCCUGAACUUGUCCAUGGUUAUAUUCAGUCUACUACUGAUCUGUCAUAUUCUCAUGGGUCUUUGGUGGAAUAUGGCUGUGUGGAGAAUUUUAUAAUGGUUGGAAAAAAGACAAGCACAUGUAUUCAUGGAAAUUGGACAGAGCCACCUACCUGCAUUGAAAAAAACAGACUUGGGAGAUGUGCAUCAAAAUUUUUUGAAGACUUUCAAGUCAACCUAAACAAAGAAUUUAAUGAUAUUGUCAUUAAUUACAAAUGUAACUGGAAUUCAGAAUUCAAAAGUACAAAAUGUAGAAAUGGAAGAUGGUCUCCUCCACUAAGUUGUUCAACAAUGAAAUCGUGUGCACCUCCACCACAAAUACCUAAUUCUCAGGAUAUGGAUAUAACAGUGAAUUAUAAGGAUGGUGAAAAAAUAAGUAUUAUUUGUAAAGAAAAUUACAUUCUUCAAGGACAAGAAGAGAUAAUAUGUGAAAAUGGACGUUGGAAUUCAUUACCCAAAUGCAUUGAAAAACAGCCAUGUUCUAAGCCACCUGCUAUAAAAUAUGGAGACAUUAAGCAAGUGACCACAUCAAAAGAAGAUAAGGACAAUCUGGAGCCCAGUACCUAUGCACAUAAUACUAGAGUAAGCUACAUGUGUCAGCAGGGUUUCAUAAUGAUUGGAGAAGAGGAAAUAAAAUGCAAUAUGGGAAAAUGGAGCUCACCUCCUCAUUGUAUUGGAAUUCCAUGUGGAAAACCACCUCAAAUACGUAAUGGUAUCAUUGUUAAAGUGUCAGGAAGUUAUGAAUUUGAAGAAGAAGUGAUAUACGCAUGUAAAGAAGGUUAUAACAUUGAUGGACUAGCAACUAUAACUUGUAAUGGAGGAACCUGGUCUAGUCCACCACAAUGUAAAGAUGUAAGAUGUUCACGCCCUCCCAGGUUUAAUAAUUCUGACAUGCUUGGUACUUCAAAAAGCUAUUAUAUGCCAGGAGAUAAAGUGGUUUAUCAUUGUCUAUCAAAUUUCCAGCCUGAAGGAUCAACUGAGGUAAUUUGUAUAGGACCCAACUGGAAAGGGGAUCCUCAAUGCAAAGAUCUCUCUUGUGGAUAUGCACCUUAUAUUGAAAAUGCUAUAAUUAUGACCAAGCUAAAGAAACGAUAUGAACCUGGUGAUGUAGUGAGUUAUAGGUGUACUGGAUCUCUUAAACUGUAUGGGAAAUCAGAUGUAAUUUGUAUUAACAAGACCUGGACAGACCUUCCUGAAUGCAAAGAGGAAGUGGGAAAAUGUGGACCACCUCCACCUAUUAAUAAUGGAGACAUCACAACUUUCCCAUUAUCUGAAUAUGUGCCAGAAUCAAGAGUGGAAUAUAGAUGUCAAAAAUUUUUUGUGCUACAGGGUUCCCGAUUUGUAACAUGCAAAAAUGGAAUAUGGACAGAUCCACCAACAUGCCUUGAGGCAUGCACGUUAUCUGAAGAAAUAAUGAAGAGAAAUAAUAUACAGCUUCGAUGGAAGCACACUGAAAAAAUCUAUUCAAGAACAGGACAAGAAACUGAAUUUUAUUGUAUUUGGGGAUACCGUAGGGCUGAGGGAUCACCUCCAUUCAGAGCAACAUGUGUGGAAGGAAAAAUCAAUUAUCCCAUAUGUGUAUAACAUAAUCUUUCCAGAGUGGUUAAUUCUGAGCUCUUCUGAUAUGAGUAUUCCUCCUACUUUAUGACAUUCUCCCUAACCCAGUGUAAUUCUGUAAGAUUCAGAGGUAUUUAUUACUGUAAUAUUUUGGGGUGAUCAUGCAGAUGUAAUGAUGAGAAACUUACCCAAUUCAUCUUUUCCUUCAGUAAAAUAUUUUUU